GGUAAUGGAAGUUGGCAACGACAUUCAAGAGUAUGUUUCCAGACUGAAGUUGUGUGGCAAAACUAGAAAUUUGACUGAAGGCAGACGCAUUCACGCAUCUCUAUCAAAGAGCCCGCAUUGUGCAAAUAGAUUUUUGGCCAAUUUAGUGAUAGAGAUGUACGGGAAGUGUGGUGAUGUCGCAGGAGCCAAAGAAGUUUUUCAUGGACUCGGUAGUCCUAAUGUCUACUCCUGGAAUCUCCUGCUGGCCGCUUAUGCCCACAACGGGCAUCUGGAAGAAUCCAAGAGAAUCUUUGAUUCUAUGCCGGAGCAAAACAUCGUGUCUAGGAAUGCCAUGCUUGCGGCGUAUGCUAAGGGCGGGGACCUUGAUAAAACGAAGGAGUUUUUCGAGGCACUGGCUCAGAAGGAUGAAAUCUCAAUUACCACCAUGCUCCUGGCAUAUGCCCGUAACGGGCAUGCCGAUCAAGCAAGGGUUUUGUUUGAUCAAAUGUCCAACAAAGACAUGGUUUGCUACACGACUCUAAUCACCGCAUAUGCCCAAAGCGGAAAAGUUGACGAGGCAAGAUACUUGUUUGAUAGAAUGCCGGAACGCGACGUUGUGUGUUGGAACGCCAUGAUCUCCUCGUACGCCCAACAAGGGCAUACAGACCAGGCAUAUCAUCUUUUCAAGAAUAUGCCUCACCCGGACGUGAUAACAUGGACGGCUGUGAUCAGCGGGUGCGCCCAACAUGGCCAACUUUCCCACGCAAAGGACUUGUUUAACAAGAUGCCCCAGAGGAGCCUCGUCUCCUGGACGGCUCUGGUCACGGCUAUGGCCAAGUACGGAUGCACGGAAGAUGCCCUUUUGCUAUUCCACAAGAUGCCCGAGUGGAGUACGGUCUCCUGCAAUGCGGUGAUUGCGGGCCUGGGCCACUUUGAGGAGAUUUUCGAGAGAAUGCCGUACAAGGACAUUGUGACGUGGAAUGCCAUGGCGCAAGCUUAUGCCGCGUUAGGAGAUUUUGGCAGUGUAAAGAGAAGCUUUGACACCAUGCCCGAGUGGGACAUGGCCUCUUGGACAAUCAUGAUACUGGAAUAUGCUCGCCACGGCCGUCUAGGAGAUGCGAGGCUCUUGUUUGAAAAGAUGCCUAACUGGGAUUUGGUUUUGUGGAAUGCCAUGAUCAACGCAUAUGCCACAAGUGGGCAUUUAAGUGAAUGUAGUAACUUGUUCAUGCGGAUGCCACAGCGUGACGCUUCUACUUGGAACUCUAUGGUCUUUGCAAAUGCCCAUGCCGGGCAUAUAGAUCACGCAAAGUGGCUUUUCGACCUAAUGCCGGAGUGGAAUGUAGUGUCAUGGACAGUGCUUCUAGCAGCAUAUGCCCAAGCUGGGCAUCUGGCUUACGCCCGUGAGAUGCUGAAUCAGCUGCCGUGCCAGCAUGCCGUGCCUUGGAAUGCCAUGAUCGGUGCGUAUGCCCAGCUUGGGCAUGGCAUGGAAGCCAUUCAAGCGUUUGGCGAGAUGAAGAACAGGGGUGUGUCACCCGACAGCGUUACGUUCGUGAGUGUCAUCGCUGCGUGUGUGAGCCUUGUGACCGCCGGAGUUAAUUGGGAGCUCGUCCGCAGCGUUUUGAGCCAGAUCGCUUAUAGAGAAACCUGUGUCCUGAAUGCCAUCGUAGAUAUGUAUGGUAAGCUUGGAGCCGUCGAGAGAGCUAGAAGAGUUUUCGACAGCAUACCUCGGCCCACGACGGUUUCCUGGACGGCGAUCAUCUCGGCUUAUGCUCAAAACGGAUCACACCACGCUGCCCUGGAGCUUGUUCUUGCAAUGGAAGCUGACGGUGUUAAGCCGGACGAUGUUGCCUUUAUCACCAUUCUCACGGCGUGUAGCCAUGCCGGGUUACUAGCUCAAGGCAGGAAGUACUUCAGGUCCAUGAGCGAGGACCACGGCCUUCUCCCGACGAUGGACCACUUUAAUUGCAUGCUAGAUCUCAUGGGACGCGUUGGAUAUCUGCAAGAAGCUGAUGAGCUCGUCAACAGCAUGCCUUACUUGCCUGGAUCCAUGAUGCUGUUCCGUAUCUAG
Molecule: messenger RNA, 2047 nt
Organism: Selaginella moellendorffii
Lineage: Eukaryota; Viridiplantae; Streptophyta; Lycopodiopsida; Selaginellales; Selaginellaceae
Product: pentatricopeptide repeat-containing protein At4g02750-like
Exons: 2
Coding region: 5-2047 (680 amino acids)
Biological process (GO): RNA modification
Molecular function (GO): protein binding; RNA binding
Source: RefSeq, a predicted model, not a curated record